CCUGGGUUCAUCAGUUCCUGCCUGGACUGGUGCAGUAGCUUUCAGCCCACCUGCAACCUGAGGGAUCUUUGUGAAAUGUGUAUCCCCCAUCCUCAGCCUCCUGCUUCAAAUCUCUGUUGGCCCCCGUGGCCUCAGAGUGAAAGCUCACACUUGAAAACUGGCAUUCCGAGUCCUUCCCAGUCCUGCCCCAGGCUGCAUCUCCCAACGUGUCUCCUGAUGCCCCCGGAGCUCCUCGCUGCAGCGACACCAGGCUUCUCGCAACCUGGCACGUAUUAGGCAUCUUCAUGCCUCCAUGCUUGUGUGCACACUGCUCUGUUGCUGGGGUGCUCUUACCCCACUUGUAAUUCACAUAUCCUCCGUGACGUGCGUCUACAGAAUGAGUUCAGCAUACCCAUUCUGCAGGAAUCCCAGACUCUAGCUGUUUCCCACCCUGGAACACUUCCCCGGCAUCAGGAGACCUGGCUAUAUUCUGCCAGGGAGUUUUCUGACUCUCUCUGUGUGCCUGGAGCCCAGAGGGAUAAUGAGGAUGUUUAGGGAAGUAAGUAAGUGGGAGAGGAAGUCCAAAGUCUGCCUGAAUUCCUCGGUGAUAAGGACUAGAGGGAGCUGCCCUGGCCCGGUCCCUCAAAGGGCAAUGGUUGGCCAGAGGGCCCAAGGCCAGGCUGCGGAGAAGGGUUGAUGCAGUCCAGACCAGUGGUCAGAGACCGAGGUCCCAUCUGGGAACGUGUGUUUGCCGGGUGACAUCCGGUCCCUCCAUCUCCUCUACCCUUCUGCAGAUAGGACUCAGCACUAAACUAAACUGUGGCAAAGACAGAGCUCAUCUUCCAGACCACACCCACUUUUUCAUAAGCCCCACAGGCUCCUGCACCCACCCCUCCUUUCUCUCCAAACUGCCGCUGAGGAAGGGCGCUGUGGCCGUGCUGUCGGGGAGCAGAGUUGGCUGGAGAAGUUGGCCCAGCACCCUUCUAUCCUCAGAGAGUCGCAAGCAGACGCUGGCAGAAACCCUUGGCGCCCAUGGUGAUCAGGAAACAAAUAUUUAUUGGCAAACUACGUGGCCAUAGUCCUGGCUUAAGAGGGCCCAGAAAGUGAGGGUGCCCAUUGUCCUGUCCUCAGAAAGCAAAGCUGAACGCUUUUGUUUACAGCAACCGGCAGAAAACGCAGCUGAUCCAAGCCGUAAAGAAAAGGUACCAGCUCACGUUGCCAGCUGUAGGUUUCAGGCAUGGCUGCAUUCGCAGCCGCAGACAAUGUUAACAGGACCUGAUUUUUCUCCAUCUCUUCUGCCUCAGCUAUGUGGCUUUCAUCCCUGUGUUCCACUUGUCAACAAGAGGUCAGCAGAAGCCCAAGCCCUUGCUUCCUUUAAGGCUUCCAGUCCACUGGGAAAAAGCAAAUUCACUUGCUUAAUCACUUAAUCCAAAGUCCCAGGAGGGAGCCUCCUGGCUCUGAGUAGCCUGACUCGGGCGGUGGGUCAGGCAUUGUGGCCGAGAGUGCCCUGGGCGACUUAAGUCUCGGUCACAUGUCAGUCCCCUGGAAGAGGGUCCAUCAGAACUCCGUGAACUAGAGGUGGUUUCCCAGACACAGACGAGCACAUGGCACAAAGGGAGAGUGAAGGGGGUGGAAGGCAGAAGCAACAGGUGUCCGCUGCGUCUGUCCUGCUUUCACAUUACAGGGCGAUGAGAGGUGAGACUGGGCAAGAGAAUCAGGAGAGGCUGGGAAGGGCCAGAAAGUAGAAAGAACCCUGUUGCUGGCGGGAAAUGGGGUUGGGAUGGUACCCUGGGGAGACAGGUGCUCCAAGACAGACCAAUGGUGGGACACAAGGCAGAGUGGCCAGGACCCAGGUUCCUCUUCCAGAAGCCACCUCUGAGAUCGACCUGGCCACUCCUCCCCCUAUACUUGAGGAUGAACCAGCCACAAGUCCCUGGAGACAUAAUGUCUUGAGCAUGUCAGCCUGAGUAACCCUUAUGGGAAAGAGGAAGCACAUGACCCCAAAGAGGAACCACAGACACAGUUUCCUUGAAGUCUCCUAUCUUUUCACAGUUAUAUGAAUAACUGUAUCAAGCUCCAUCACACCACUGUGUUACUUUCAGUAAGUUGUGAAUGACUUACCAGCUACUGUCCUUACCCCCGUUGGCUGGUAAAGGUGCAAAAUGGAUCUCGUGUUCACGUGCGGCUUCCAGGGCAAUGGCAAGCAGGCAGGCAGGGUCGGGACGCUGGGGAAUCUAAAGGAGUCCUGGAGACGGAGGCCCUCCCUGGACCUGGGCAAGCUCGACCCUGGUGCUAGCUGCUUCUGGGAGGGCUGGACUCCAGGUGGCCUGUGAGACAGAGGCCCCACCACAGAGCCCUCGGCAGGAAUGAGAGCUGCCGGGGUGGAGGGGCGUGGUGCGCACCCUCAGGCACUGAGUCUGCCGCUCCAGCCUGGGCCCCUCUCCCUCCACAGCGAUGGAUUGCUGGCUGCCAGCGGGGAUGCACAUCCCCGUAAAUGGAGCUGAUUUACUUAGAACAGUGGUCAAAGUACUAAGCACUUUGGUGCCUGCAGGCCAGGAGGGACCCCCUUAAAGGAAGGCCCUCCCACCUAUGUUCUUCCCACAGAUCCAUUCAAGAAACCUCUAAGUCAGCAGGGGAGGUGGUUGAGGCCCAUAUAGCUUACAGAGAAACUGAGGCCCAGGGAGGCAAGGACUCUGUCGCAGGGUGGGAGGGACGAGUUGGAAGAGAUGCUGAGAAUGUCCGAUUCUGGAGUCUCGCUGGACUCUCCUAUGGCCCUGGUGGAAACUGGCAUUCUCCUCCCCAGGCAGAGAUGGGGAAACUGGUGUGGGGUUGCCGGGGCCAGCAGCCACUGUUCUAAAGCCACAGACACAGAAGCUGCUGCCAGCCCAACACUUCCUCCCCGGAGGCCUUCACCCACCCUAACCCAUUAGGAGCUCCCACAACCUGUUUUGCCUGGCUGCUCCUAGACAUCCAUCACCCCACCUGCAUGUCUUCCCCUAGGUCAGCGUCCCUUCACACUGGCCUGACCCUGAUCCCAGGCCAGGGUUAGGGAGGGCAGAGGGGAAGCUUGGGCUUUCCCAUCCCUUCUCUCCGUCUUCCAGAGCCCGAGGGAGCCUGCUGGGGUCCUCGAGGGGCUCUCUUACUUCCUUAAACCUCCCCACCCUCAUCUCCAUCUUCCAGAGCCCGAGGGAGCCUGCUGGGGUCCUUGAGGGGCUCUCUUACUUCCUUAAACCUCCCCACCCUCAGCAGAUCUGGUAUAGCUUGAAUUAUUUAGAGACCGAAAAGGGGGCAGGCGAGGUCUGGGCAAGGAAGGCCACAGCCCCCUUCCCAGCCUGGUGACCCGGGGACUGAGCACAGGACGCUGGAAUGACAGGGCUGGAAAAUCAGCUAGACGUCUGGAUUCUUCCCAGGCCUGGCCCUGAGAACCAGAGGCCAGGAUCCAGCUCCACAUAACAGAGUAGUGGCAUGAGCUGGCCCCUCACCGGGGAAGCCGAGAGAGGGACAGAGGACGCUCAAGCCAAGCUGGAGAGUGGCCAAGUCCAGAGGCAGCUCCGGCCUCCAAGGGGACGCCCUCUUACCGCUGUCUGGGGCUGUGCCACCCACAAAGAGACGAAGCUGUCACAGCUGCAGCACUGUUGGGGGAGCCAGCAAGAAGCCGUGGCAGGGUCCUCAGGGCCCACCCAGGCUGGGACAAUGACAGCAGGUUGGGGGAGAUUCAGGUCAGGCUCCGGUUUCAGUCUGGGGUUGGAUUGGCCUGCACUGGGACUGGGACCUCCUCCAGGAGAGGUGCAGCGCAGGGAUGGGCCUGCUGCUCCUGAGUCUGUGGACGAGGCUAUCGGCCCUUCCUGUCUCUGUCCCCAGGGCGGCCAGGCGGCCAGGCUGCAGCAGGAGUGUGACUAUCUGCAGAUGAUCGAGGUGCAACAGAAGCAGUGCAUGGAGGAGGCCGAGCUGGAGAACGAGACAGCAGGCUGCGGCAAGAUGUGGGACAACCUCACCUGCUGGCCGGCCACCCCCCGGGGCCAGGUUGUUGUCUUGGCCUGUCCCCUCAUCUUCAAGCUCUUCUCCCCCAUUCAAGGCCGCAACGUGAGCCGCCGCUGCACUGAGGAAGGCUGGACACAGCUGGACCCCGGCCCCUACCCCGUCGCCUGUGGUUUGGAUGACAAGGCGGCGAGUUUGGAUGAGCAGCAGACCAUGUUCUUCGCUUCCGUGAAGACCGGGUACACCGUGGGCUAUAGCCUGUCCCUCGCCACCCUGCUGGUUGCCACGGCGAUCCUGAACCUGUUCAGGAAGCUCCACUGCACGAGGAACUACAUCCACACGCACCUGUUCGUCUCCUUCAUCCUGAGGGCCGCCGCCGUCUUCAUCAAGGACUUGGCCCUCUUCGAGAGCGGCGAGUCGGACCAGUGCUCCGAGGGCUCGGUGGGCUGUAAGGCAGCAAUGGUCUUCUUCCAAUACUGUGUCAUGGCCAACUUCUUCUGGCUGCUGGUGGAGGGGCUCUACCUGUACACCCUGCUCGCCGUCUCCUUCUUCUCCGAGCGGAAGUACUUCUGGGGGUACAUACUCAUCGGCUGGGGGGUGCCCAGCACGUUCACCACGGUGUGGGCCAUCGUCAGGAUCCAUUUUGAGGAUUACGGGUGCUGGGACAUCAUCGACUCCUCCCUGUGGUGGAUCAUAAAGGGCCCUAUCCUCACCUCCAUCCUGGUGAACUUCAUCCUGUUUAUUUGCAUCAUCCGAAUCCUGCUUCAGAAACUGCGGCCCCCAGAUAUCAGGAAGAGUGGCAGCAGUCCUUACUCGAGGCUGGCCAGGUCCACACUCCUGCUGAUCCCCCUGUUCGGAGUGCACUACAUCAUGUUCGCCUUCUUUCCUGACAAUUUUAAGGCUGAGGUGAAAAUGGUCUUUGAGCUCAUCGUGGGGUCUUUCCAGGGUUUCGUGGUGGCUAUCCUCUACUGCUUCCUCAAUGGCGAGGUGCAGGCGGAGCUGAGGCGGAAGUGGCGGCGCUGGCAUCUGCAGGGCGUCCUGGGCUGGAACCCCAAAUACCGGCCCCCAUCAGGAGGCAGCAACAGCGGCACGUGCAGCACGCAGGUCUCCAUGCUGACCCGCGUCAGCCCCGGGGCCCGCCGCUCCUCCAGCUUCCAAGCCGAAGUCUCCCUGGUCUGACCGCCAGGAUCCCGGGGCCCCUCCCACUCACCCCGGCAGACGCCGGGGACAGAGGCCUACUUGGGCGCGGCCAGCCCCAGCCCUGGGCUCGGAGGCUGCCCCCAGCCCUCUGGUCUCUGUUCCAGAGCUCCUACAGAGCGCAGCCCCUACAGAGCACAGCCCUGGUGCCUGCCUGGAGGUUUCUAGCAAGUAGGAGAGGCAGGGAGCUCCUCUCCCUGAGGGCUGCAGGUGGGAUUCAGCCACGACUCCUCCUCCAAAGCCCUCCACCAAUCACGGGCAAAGGCCUGCACACUUUCACCCUGACUCCGCCCCCUGCAGGUGGGACUCAGCCACCAGACUCCUCCUCCAAAGCCCCUCCACCAAUCACGGGCAAAGGCCUGCACACUUUCACCCUGACUCCGCCCCCUGCAGGUGGGACUCAGCCACGACUCCUCCUCCAAAGCCCUCCACCAAUCACGGGCAAAGGCCUGCAUACUUUCAUACUGACUCCGCCCCCUGCCAGCUCCUCUGCCCAAUCGGAGGAAAGCAACCUGAGAUCCUCGGACCAUGCUGCUGAGAUUCGAGGGCGGAAGGCUCUGCCCGGGAAGAUCACCGGCGCCAGCGCCAGGCAGUGCCUGAAAUUUCACCACUGCUGUGACUCAGGCAUUUCUCUGCAGAUGCAGCUCUCUGCCCUGUUGCCUCACGCUUAGCUACCAGCUCCUCAAGGCGCGUUAUUCUGGAGUUUUCGGGAAGCACAGCUGUCUUAGUGGUCGCCACCGAAGUGGAGUGGCCCGGGGUCAGUCUGGUGGGGGAACGAUGCCACCCAAGGCCGAGGGACUCUGAAGCCUCUGGGAAGGGAGGAGGCAGCCACCGGUGAACGCCAGGUCUCAGGCAGCCUACCUGCUCUCCAGUCCGAGCGGGAUCUUCGCACCAGCCUUACCCAUCCCUCUGCGCUGUGGAAGCAACAGAAAUCAAGAGCUGCCCUCCUUGGCCGCCCACCUAUGUGCCAGCUGUUGUAACCAGGCUCGGAGAUGUGUGCCCGUGGGCUCUGACAGCAGUUGCCUCCCCCUGCCACACACGCAGGAUUUGAACUCAGAUCUGGCUGACAGGAAACUGAAAGCACACUCACUAACUUUUGUAUUUAGUAACCAGCGGAUCCUCUCGGUUAUGUGUUCACUGCCGUUAUCCCUGAAUCCCCCUUCCUGCCCCACCCUCCCUGCAGUGUGGCCGAGGAGGCCUCCAGCCCAUGUAUCAUCUGGGCAGGAGCCUGCUGGCCACGGCCUCCUCUGCCUGCCCUUCACCCAGUGGCCACUCAAUUUCCUACCCACACCUCCGCCAGAGGAUCCCUCAGGGCUGCAACAGGCUGUGCAGCAAUAAAUGUUGGCUUGGUUUG
This is a messenger RNA of Sapajus apella (tufted capuchin), 6508 nucleotides long. RefSeq names its product vasoactive intestinal peptide receptor 1 (gene VIPR1). Gene Ontology annotation, biological process: adenylate cyclase-modulating G protein-coupled receptor signaling pathway; cell surface receptor signaling pathway. The transcript is spliced from 12 exons. NCBI's taxonomy places the organism in Eukaryota, Metazoa, Chordata, Mammalia, Primates, Cebidae. Gene Ontology annotation, molecular function: G protein-coupled peptide receptor activity; vasoactive intestinal polypeptide receptor activity; peptide hormone binding. Gene Ontology annotation, cellular component: plasma membrane. The coding region runs from base 3445 to 5136 and encodes 563 amino acids. The record is from RefSeq and is a predicted model, not a curated record.